GGGGAGCAGUUUAGCUGCAGCACAGAGCCGGGCUAAAGUAGAGAGGCUAACCGCUAGUGUUACUGUUAUUAUUAUUAUUCAUAUUAUAAGCGUUUAUUCGUUGUUUAUUAAUGAUAUAGAUUUAAUAUUUCAUGGAAAGUUAGUGGCAGUGAACAGCUCACUUUCUAGACUGAAGAAUAACGCGCUGCUCUUUCAGAGCUUCUGUAAACAGUUCAGGUAACGUUAUACUAGAUUAGCUUAGCCAGUUAAAAUAAUAAUACUGAGUUAAAUAACCAUACUUGGUCUAGUUUAAAGUUUAUUCAGCUUGAAUAAAAAGGUCUGGUUUAUUUUAUAACCAUGGAUGAAGAGCCUGAGAGAGCUAAGCGAUGGGAAGGAGGCUACGAGAGAACAUGGGAGGUGCUGAAGGAGGACGAGUCUGGUUCCCUCAAAGCCACUGUAGAGGACAUUCUCUUCCAGGCCAAAAGGAAAAGGGUGUUCGAAAGUCAUGGACAGGUUCGGCUGGGGAUGAUGCGUCACCUGUAUGUGGUGAUUGACUCAUCGCGGACGAUGGAGGACCAAGACCUGAAGCCAAAUAGACUCACAUCUACCCUGAAGCUGAUGGAGUUUUUUGUGGAAGAAUAUUUUGACCAGAACCCGAUCAGUCAGAUAGGAAUCAUCACCACCAAGAAUAAGAGAGCGGAGAAACUGACUGAUCUGGCAGGAAACCCUAAGAAGCACGUAGCUGCCCUUAAAAAAGCAGUCGGCUCCACGUGUUUGGGGGAGCCCUCCCUGUACAACGCUCUCAACAUCGCCAUGCAGACGCUUAAACACAUGCCGGGACACACCAGCAGAGAGAUUCUGAUCAUCUUCAGCAGUCUGACCACCUGUGAUCCUGCUAACAUCUAUGAACUCAUCAAGACGCUAAAAGAGCUGAAAAUCCGAGUGUCAGUGAUCGGGCUUUCUGCAGAGGUGCGGGUGUGUACCAUUCUCACCAGAGAAACAGGAGGAAGCUACAAUGUGAUUCUGGACGAGAGCCAUUUUAAGGAGCUGUUGAUGUUACACGUGAAGCCGCCUCCCGCCAGCUCCUCCUCCGAGUGCUCCCUCAUUCGCAUGGGCUUCCCUCAGCACAUCAUUGCCUCUGUGUCUGAUCAGGACGCAAAGCCGUCUUUCAGCAUGUCGCACUUAGAAAGUGUGGAUGAAGGUCCUGGACUGACGCUCGGCGGCUACUACUGCCCUCAGUGCAGAGCCAAGUACACAGAGCUGCCUGUCGAGUGUAAAGUGUGUGGUUUGACACUAGUCUCCGCCCCUCACCUGGCUCGCUCAUUCCACCACCUCUUCCCUCUAGAUGCCUUUCAGGAGUCUCCACUGGAGGAGCACACAGGAGACAGGUUCUGCCAGGCCUGCCAAGGCGAGCUGAAGGACAAAAGUGUGUUCACGUGUCCUGCGUGUAGCAGUGUUUUCUGUACGGAGUGUGAUCUCUUCAUCCAUGACACACUACACUGUUGCCCUGCCUGUAUACACACACAGGGAGCAUCCUGAUUAAAGCCUUAAUCACACCAACCCAGCAUUACCUCACAUCUCCAAACAUCUCCAAACAUCUGCCAGAGUGUGUGUGUGCGUCUGUGCGUGAGGGUAGGGAGUCUCCGGAAGGUUCUUCUCCACUCUGUGUAGUGUUUGGAUCAUCAGGUAUUUUUAUAUAGACAUUAACACAACUACCAGGGCUUGUGUUAAAGGGGAAAUCACACAGUCAGUUACAAUAUCGGUAUAAUUAAAUAAUGAGGAUGAAAGUCAUUGAGAGUUGGUUUGCUGUGAAAUGGGGAUAAAUAAAGUCACUAAGAAAGUGUCUAAAGAGUUCAGCGCCUAUUAGAGCUUGGGUUAAAUGGUUAAUAUUGUCCUUUUGAGACAGUGAGUGCAUUUACAUGCACUUCAUAAUCUGAUUAUAGACAAACUUCUGCAGUUAUCUGAGUGAUUAAACAAGUACUCAUCUAAAGAGCAUACUCUGAUUUCUGAGAUUAAGAGUAAGGUUUAAAAAUCUGAUAAAAAGAGCUGGAUUUGAGCUCAGUUAUAAGAUUUCUCAGUGCAUAUAAACGUAACCGGAGUAUUCUGGGAUUUCUCAGACUGCGGAUGCAUAAAAACAGACCAUGGUAGUGGAAAUAAGCAAGCAGCUGCAAGAAGACUGGAGAUAAAACGCUUUCAGAGCGAAAUAAGUUAUUAAAUAAUCAUCUUCUAUCUGUUGUAUGAUCACAUUGGCUUUUUGGUUUUAAUAAAAAAAGACUGUGGCAUAAAGUUUGGGCUUUACAUGACGUUAAUGUCACAUCUUGUUCUGCAAGUCCUUUUUAUACCUUUGCGUCGAGUCAAUGUCUUGUCUAUGGGUGUAGCGUAGCCUGCGCUAGCGCCCUAAGCAGCUGCCCACAUUUAUAGCAGUUUAAACCAUGAAGGCAGGAAGGUGUGCAUAGGAACACGAGGUUUAGCGGACCAAUCAAAGCUGCUGAUGUCCACCUUGUGCAAUGCAGUUUCAUACAGUAGUAUAAAUUGAAAUAAAUAGUGGUAAGGCUGGUUGCAAAAUAAAAAUGGGAUUAUUCCCCAAUUCAUGAGUUUCUAUUAUCUGAUUUAAUAAAUGACACAUUUUUUUUAUUCUGCAGUCAUGUGAUUAUGAAGUACAUGCAAAUUUAGUCACUGUUGUUUUACAGAUGUGGUCUGAAAAUGAAUAUAUAUAUAUAUAUUAUACACGAUCACCCAUCCCACCCAAUCAACAAUCCAUAUGCAACUCAAAACACCUGGUGGUGGUAGUUUCACUGGUGGGUUUGGCUAUAUAUUUUUUUAUGAUCAGUGUAACAAAUAAAUCUGAAUAAGCGCAUUUCUCAACAAAGAACCAUUUCAUACCAAAUAUGCUCUAAAUGACUUGUUUGCAUCUCAUUUAAUAAAUUAUACUAAAAAAAAUAAAUAAAUGAAAUUCCCCUUUAAGAAUAAGUGCAGGGCUCAAUUGGACUAGGAAUUGUUUUGGUAAAUACAAAAAGGACUGUUUUAAAGCCAGUCAGUAAAAAAGCUUGUGGAAGCUCAAAGCUUAAUGUUCAAUUAAUGUGACCAAUGUUACGAGUAUUAUACUGCCUAUUUUAUAAUAUUUCUACCUGUGUUUACAUUAUGUAGACAAUAAAUGUCUGUCUAUAAUCAGAA
Astyanax mexicanus (Mexican tetra) is the source of this 3153-nucleotide messenger RNA. RefSeq names its product general transcription factor IIH, polypeptide 2 (gene gtf2h2). Gene Ontology annotation, cellular component: transcription factor TFIIH holo complex; transcription factor TFIIH core complex. NCBI's taxonomy places the organism in Eukaryota, Metazoa, Chordata, Actinopteri, Characiformes, Acestrorhamphidae. The transcript has 15 exons. Gene Ontology annotation, molecular function: zinc ion binding. The coding region runs from base 337 to 1518 and encodes 393 amino acids. The record is from RefSeq and is a predicted model, not a curated record. Gene Ontology annotation, biological process: regulation of transcription by RNA polymerase II; DNA-templated transcription; nucleotide-excision repair.